AUGUCGCAAGACGAGUACGAAAUCUUUAAGCUUGGGGACUGGGAGCUUCAGAGCGGGGAGAAGAUUAUCGAUGCUCACGUCGCAUACAAGACCUUCGGCGACCCCAAGUCCCCAGCAAUCGUUUAUCCAUCAUGGUUCUCAGGUGCUAUUUCUGAUAACUUCUGGCUAAUCGGGGAAGACAAAACGUUGAACCCGAAAGAGUUCUUCAUCAUCAUUCCGGCGCUCUUUGGAAACGGACAGUCAUCAUCUCCCUCGAACCAGCCCUUCCGCAGACCUUUCCCCAGAGUUUCAUUCUAUGAUAAUGUGCGUGCUCAGCAUGAGCUUGUGACCAAGCACUUCGGCAUCACCCAUCUCCGAGCGGUUAUUGGUUGGUCUAUGGGCGGGGGUCAGACCUUCCAAUGGGCAACACAGUACCCCGAUUUCAUGGACCUUGCCAUUCCGUUCUGUGGGUCUGCGAAAACCUCCUUGCACAACAAGGUGUUCAUCGAGGGCGUUAAGUGCGCGCUGCUCGCGGUCAAAAAUACUCGAUCGGCCGGAUCUGGAGAGGGAGGGGUACGCGAGGAAGGCUUCUCCACGGUUCGGAUCUGGUCUGACCGAGACAGAGAAGUCGGGCUGAAAGCCAUGGGUCGAGUCUAUGCUGGAUGGGGAUUCAGCCAGGCUUUUUAUCGCGAGAAGUUGUAUGAAACUGUGCUUGGUUACAGGGAUCUCGAGGAUUUCAUGCAGAAUUUCUGGGAGAAGUGGGCUUGCUCAAAGGAUCCCGAAAACUUGCUGGUGAUGAUGCAAACUUGGCAGAAUGGCGAUGUAUCCCUACAGGAGCCUUAUAAUGGGGACUUUGAGAAGACAAUGGCCUCUAUCAAAGCCAAAACCCUUGUCCUGCCUGCCAAGACCGAUCUCUAUUUCCCUCCCGAAGACUCAGAAUACGAAGUCGCUUGUAUGAAGCCGGGUAUUGGGAAGCUCGCUAUCUUCCCUUCCAUUUGGGGACAUUGGGCUGGAGGACCUGGUGAUAGUAAAGAGGAUGUCGCAUGGUUGGACAAGCAGCUAUCGGCAUUCUUUGAAGAGAAUAAGCCUGAUGUUGUCUCUUCGCUGGGCGAGAAGCUUCGAGAGACGCUCUGA
Molecule: messenger RNA, 1113 nt
Organism: Penicillium macrosclerotiorum
Lineage: Eukaryota; Fungi; Ascomycota; Eurotiomycetes; Eurotiales; Aspergillaceae
Product: homoserine acetyltransferase family protein
Exons: 6
Coding region: 1-1113 (370 amino acids)
Biological process (GO): biosynthetic process
Molecular function (GO): acyltransferase activity, transferring groups other than amino-acyl groups
Source: RefSeq, a predicted model, not a curated record